AUGGGCGCUGGCGUCGCGGUGCUGCUGCUGGUGCAGCUGCUGGCGAGGGUCGAACUGGAAAAGCAGGGGCUGCAGGAUCGGAACCGGCUGCUUUCAGAGCCCUGCGGCCGCCCGGCCGUGCACGCGCGCAUCGUGGGCGGAACGGACGCGGCGCGCGGGCGCUGGCCGUGGCAGGUGAGCCUGCGGCUCCGCCACCAGGGCCACCGCUGCGGCGGCAGCCUGCUCGGCCGGCGCUGGGUGCUGUCGGCGGCGCACUGCUUCCGGAAAUACAGCAAUCCGUCGAAUUGGAUGGCCCAGUUCGGCGAGCUGUCCUCCCGCCCAUCUCUCUGGAACCUGGGGGUCAUCUUCCAGCGCUUCAGAGUGCAGGACAUCAUCGCGUACCCGCAUGUGAAGGAGUCUUCGCUCGGCGACAUUGCCUUGCUGAAGCUGACCUCCUCUGUCACCUACAACAAGUACAUCCAGCCCGUCUGUGUUAUGGCCUCCACCUUCGAGUUCCAGAACAAGAGUAACUGCUGGGUGACCGGCUGGGGGGACAUCCGUGAGAAUAAAAAGCUGCCGGUUCCUUACACCCUCCAGGAAGUUCAGGUCUCCAUCAUCAACAACUCCAGGUGUAAUUUCCUGUUCCAACAGCCCAACUUCUUGUAUAGAAUGGCAGAUGAUGUGAUCUGUGCUGGCUCCGAGGAUGGCAAACAUGACUCCUGCGGAGGUGACUCAGGUGGACCCUUGACCUGUGAAAAGAAUGGACUGUGGAUUCAGAUUGGAAUCGUGAGCUGGGGAGUGGGCUGUGGUAGGCCAAACCGACCCGGCAUCUACACCAACAUCAGUAGAUACUUCAGCUGGAUCCAGAAGCUCAUGGGCCACAGCACUAGGACAGACCCCUCCCCACUCCUGCUGCUCCUCUCUCUGCUCUGGGCAGCCCCGCUCGUGCAGCUGGCCUGUGUGCCCUGA
This is a messenger RNA of Pipistrellus nathusii (Nathusius's pipistrelle), 948 nucleotides long. Lineage: Eukaryota; Metazoa; Chordata; Mammalia; Chiroptera; Vespertilionidae. The record is from the annotation of a GenBank genome assembly.